AUGUGCAACGAACUAUCACAGCAGAACAUUUCGCGCAGGAUAUCAGAAUUCAUUGUCGAAGACAUGUGGAUACACCCAGAGGCAAUAGGCGCCAAAGAAUUAAGCAAAGUUGAUAGUGGUCACAAUUUAGACAGGAGUUCUCCAGCGAAGCCUGUCAGGAAUGCUGAAGAGGCUGAGAAAACGAUAGAUGGAAAUCCCUCAUUUGUUGUGGACCUAGGGAAUGGCUUCAAUCUAGUGGACAUCUUGAACACACAUUUUCCUGAUGAGGCAUCUUUGGCAGAGACGGACGCGCUGCAGCGUAGAAUCCAUGAUGACCAGCGAGAACUACAGAAAGAAAUCAAUGCAUUGCAGGCGCAAUUGAAGCAAAACCAGGAUUCCAAUAAAAUGCAGCUCAUUCAAGAACUCAUUUCGGAACUGCUGGGUCAAAUGUCUCGUAUACGCGAAAAGGCCACGGAAUCAGAGGCCGUCGUCCGGAAUAUUACCAAGGAUAUCCAGGUCCUGGAUCUAGCGAAGAAGAAUUUGAUCUUGAGUAUGACUACUCUGAAGAGGCUACAAAUGCUUGUGAAUGCUUUGACACAGUUGGAGGAUCUUCUAAAGGAGAGAAAGUACAGCGAAAUGGCGCAAACGCUUUCUGUAAGGCCGUUGAAAGAAAUUGCGGUGGCCUUCAAGCCUAUGAUUUCUGUUCCACGCGUAUCGCAAGUCUGGCGCCAGAUACAGCAAGUACAAGGAGCCAUCCGGACAGUUGUUGAGGCGGACUUCGAUAAAUUCUAUUUAGAAGAUCCAAACAAGCAACUCAAAGCCUCAAUAAUAUCGGAUGCUUGCUUAGUAGUGGAUGUUCUAGGCAGUGACGUGCGAUCAACUCUCAUCGAUAGAUAUGUGUCCAUAGAGCUUAAAGAGUAUCGACAAAUCUUCCGAACCACUGACGAAGCUGGCCAACUGGACAAUAUCUCGAGACGCUUUUCAUGGUUUCAUAGACUGCUACAGUCCCAUGAAAUGCACCAAGGAAGAAUAUUUCCAAGUGAAUGGAGAGUUGGCUGGCGGUUAUUAUGCAAAUUUGUCGAGAUAACUCGAGAAGACUUUUCCACUUUGCUGUCAAAAGCUGGGAAAUCUCUCAACGUUAAGACACUUCUCGAUAAUCUGCAGCUCACUGCAGAUUUUGAGGCAUCGAUGUCUAAGAAGUGGGCAACGCCCUUUCCUGAUCUUCUGGCUGUGAGCGAUCUACCUACCGGAUCUAUCAAGCCUAUCACCACUGCCUUCGAGCCGCACAUGGGCGUUUUCGUUGACGCUCAGGACAGGGCACUAGCAGAUAUGUUAGCUCCCCACAGGAAGGGUAGAACCGCGAACUCUCAGCCUCGUGGUUCUCUGGAAGCGACUUCUACACCUAUUGAUGCUGACGAUAACGGUUCUCCUUUGGCAGUUCUUCCGUCGUCGACAGAAUUGUUCUAUUUCUAUGGUCAAAGCUUAGAACAGUGUGCGAAGCUAUCAGCAGGGCAACCUCUUUUCGAUCUCUGUUCGUUACACAAGAAGUGGUUGAAGAUCUAUGCGGAGGAUGUUCUGAUUGCUAGUCUUAAGAGGCCCCCGUUUACUUCCCAGGGUCGCAGAUCUAUGGAGUCUCGCUACGACGCUAAUGCCAUGUAUCAGGCAUCAUUAGUGAUCAACACCGCGGACUACUGUCAAGCUACCGCACUUGAACUAGAGCAAAAGAUUCGAGAGAAAAUCAAUACCGAAUUCAAGGACAGGGUGUCUCUCCAGAAAGAAUGUGAUCUAUUCGUCAGUGCUGUCUCUUCUGCUAUCUCCGUUCAGCUCCGGGAACUCGAGGUCGCGUGUGAUCCUGCCUUUACGACUAUGGUUAUCGAAGCUGUUAAACCGCGGAUAGAGCAGAAGAAGUAUCUCAGGAAUCUGUUCGACAAAGCUUACAACCUUAUUCUCACGAAGUUUACUACAUCUCUGGUUAAGAGUAGGCCACUGGGGGAGAUCGGAGCGGAACAGCACCCGUACGGUAACUCUGGCCUUCCCUCUGGACAGCUAUUGAUAGACCUUCAAACAAUCAAGGCUUAUUUGUCCAAGAUGCCUGGAGAUGCCUUGACAACGACGACGUACACUCGUGGACUUUCAAAGAUCACGUCAAGGCUGGAGUCUCUAUUAAAAGUUAUCGUCACACCUGUUGAUCCUCCUGAAGGGUUCAUACUUAAUUAUACCCUCUUAAUUGGGGAUGCAUCAUUUUCCAAUUUCCAGAAAAUCUUAGACCUCAAAGGUACCCCAAAGACCGAACAAAACAAUCUGCUGGAUCUAUUUGUGACCAUCACAAGUACAAAGCACGAUCUCGACAGCACAUCAUUUUUGACCUCUUUGGAUAUGGAGCCCAACUCCGCACAGAUUGUCGGCGGUUUGAUCAGUCCUCUGAUCAUCACUCCAGCCAGCGAUGGAAUCUUCGGGUUAACAUCCCCGCCAAUUAGUGGGCCACCAACUGGGUCCAGCCUUGGCGAUAGUGGUUCGGCUAAUCGUCCUGGAGAACGUCGCGAAGUCUUCUCAGACUUCAGACGAUUCGUUAGCUUUGGACUACGCAGGGACUCUCAGGCACCAUAA
Molecule: messenger RNA, 2586 nt
Organism: Desarmillaria tabescens
Lineage: Eukaryota; Fungi; Basidiomycota; Agaricomycetes; Agaricales; Physalacriaceae
Product: Vps53-like protein
Exons: 21
Coding region: 1-2586 (861 amino acids)
Biological process (GO): retrograde transport, endosome to Golgi
Cellular component (GO): GARP complex
Source: RefSeq, a predicted model, not a curated record